UAUCUUAAAACACUUGACAAAAUAGCGACAUAAUUCAGGAUUAAUUACUUUUUAAUAAUAUUUUAACAUUUACGAGAAAAUGUGGUUCAAAUAAGUGUGAAGUAUGGCCGAGAUUUGAACCAAAAUCAGCUAUACUGGUUCGUAGUGUUAUAACAUAAAUUAGGUAUAACUUUUGAACUGUGUCGAUAUAGGUCUCGGUCGUACUUCACGCCUACCCUAUAAACUUAUGCUGAGCAAAUCUUGGUCUAUCCAUAAGACUUUUGAUGGUACGGUGUGAAUAUAUCCGCAUUGGGUUUCUACCCGAUACACUAGUUACUUCCAGUAAAUGCUUUUUGUUAAUAAUUCAGAUAUUGUUUUUGGAAUGGAUCCUUUAAAAAGUGUUAUUGCACUGCUUAGUAAUAAUAUGCAUCACUGGAUCAGACAAUUUUGGAAUCGACUUUUUUUUUCAAAAAUCAACUCAUCUUUGACAACAUUUCUCAUCUCAGGAAUCAUUGAAAUCUCAUCAAAGCAGAAUCAUCAUCGCAAAAAUGAAUUCAAGAAUAUAUUUUUUAAUCUUCAUCGCAUUUAUCGCAUCAGCAGUAUCCGCAAGUCCAGCAUAUUCAAAACUUACAAUCAAUGGGAAUCGACUUCGUCAAUAUUCACCAAUAGAACAUCCAUUUGCUUAUGAAAAAGUCAAUGAAUUGACAAAUUGUGAGGAGAAGAAGAAGGAAGUGGAAAAUGAUGUCAAAUAUUCAUCACAAAAGUUUUCGAGAAGCAUUGGUGAUCCUUACUAUUCACAAGACAUGAAUUGCGAUGAUCAAAAUAAUUGCAAUCAUCAAGAAAAUGGCAACGAUCAGCAGCAACGAAGGAAUGAAUAUUCUGAUUCGAAUGCAAGUCGAAAGACAUCAAAUAUUGCAUUGAAAGCAGCACAAGAAGCAAAAGCGGCUGAAGAGGCUCAAGAAAUGGCAGGAAAAGAAGCAUCAAAACAAGCCAAGUUCCAAUUAGCUGAGAAAGCAAUUCAAGCUGCAAAAGCAGCUCAGGCUGCACUCUCUGCUAAGAAAAUGAUUCUUGAGGAACUGGAAAGAGAGCUAAGGGAAGCUGAAAUUGUUGUUCAGGACUUGAGCUCGAGUAUUCAACAAUCAGAAUCAAAUGCAAAUGCAGCUCUUCGAGCUUAUCAGCAAGCACAAGCACUCUUGAAAAUGCUCUCUGAACUGAUUCAAGUUGCACAAUCGACAGUUGGAUAUGCAGAACAGGCAGCACAAGGAUCGCAACAAGAGUUGAAUGAAAAAACUCAGUUGCUUGAAGCAGCAAAGAAUCGAGUUGAGAAGUUAAUUAGAGAAAUGAAGGCUGCAAAGGUUGACUAUACUAAUACAAAGAAGGAAGCUUACAAAGCUAGCAUGGCUGCUAAAGAAGCACGACAGAAUGCUUCCCGAGUCAGACGGCACCAAAUGUCAGCAGCCGGAAGUGAGCAGUAAUUAAAUUUUAUGUGAAUAUAUCUCAUUAAUUCGAGAUUUUUAUUGAAUUGGAGCUACAAACUCAUGAAUAUAUUUCCUUAAUU
Messenger RNA from Chironomus riparius, 1537 nucleotides. Lineage: Eukaryota; Metazoa; Arthropoda; Insecta; Diptera; Chironomidae. The record is from the annotation of a GenBank genome assembly.